This is a messenger RNA of Dunckerocampus dactyliophorus (ringed pipefish), 4518 nucleotides long. Its product is annotated as tigger transposable element-derived protein 1-like. Gene Ontology annotation, cellular component: nucleus. NCBI's taxonomy places the organism in Eukaryota, Metazoa, Chordata, Actinopteri, Syngnathiformes, Syngnathidae. Gene Ontology annotation, molecular function: DNA binding. Bases 387 to 2156 code for a protein of 589 amino acids. The record is from RefSeq and is a predicted model, not a curated record. The transcript is spliced from 5 exons.
AACUGGAUACAUACAACACUGUACCUGAUGUCUUGCUUUGACUUAAGUGCCUCUGUAAAGCCAGGUGCAGGCGUUGUUCUGCCAGUGGUAGCUUUUUCCAACAGUACCUGUCAUUUAAAGGUAAAACUGCACUAUAAGCUACACUAUAUACGGUCUGUUGUAAUGUUUUACUGCAGCAGCUGGUCUUUAGCAACGCCAAAUCGGGAUGUACGAUAAUUUUGCUCGUAUAAGAAUUUAACAUCCUGGUACGACGAUUUGUACAUUUCCAUCUGGCAACACUGCUUUGUAUCAUUCCGCGGAAACGAGUGCUCAAACAAAGCAUUCCACGCGUUUGUGACCUAGUCUUAGUGCAUUUGAUAUUGCUUGUCACUGCUAAAUAAGCCGCCAUGGGACCAAAGAAAGUUGCGAGUGACCGCAAUUUGUCAAAGAGGGUGAGAAACACUAUUGAAUUCAAGAAAGAACUCAUAGCAAAGUACGAAGAUGGCGUCCGCGUGGCCGAUCUCGCCAGGAUGUAUGGGAAGUCUGCAUCAACAAUAAGUUCUAUCCUGAACAGGAAAGACGAAAUCAAGGAGGCUAAUGUUGCGAAAGGAGUGACGGUGUUAACAAAACAGAGAUCACAAACGAUCGAAGAUGUUGAGAAGUUGUUGUGGGUGUGGAUCACCGAAAGGAGGUUGGCGGGAGAUCGUGUUUCGGAGCCCGUAAUAUGCGAAAAGGCAAGGCUGUUGCAUGCGGAUCUUUCCAAGAACGUGCCUGCAACGAGUGAUGCUGUUAGCGAAUUUAAGGCCAGUCGAGGCUGGUACGAAAAUUUUAAGAAAAGAACAGGCAUGAACACUGUCGUAAAGCAAGGCGAGCCUGCAAAUUCCGACCAGAGUGCCGCCAAAGACUUCGUUAAGGAAUUCAAGGACUGUGUCGACGCUGAAGGAUUCCUCCCCCAACAAGUCUUUAAUUGUGAUGAAACAGGCCUAUUUUGGAAGAAAAUGCCAAAGAGGACCUUCAUCGCUCAGGAGGAAAAGGAACUGCCAGGACAUAAACCCAUGCAGGACAGGCUAACUCUGUUGUUUUGUGCUAACGCUAGUGGGGAUUUCAAAGUGAAGCCUUUACUCGUGUAUCACUCUGAAAAUCCCAGAGUCUUCAAGAAAAACAAUGUUAUAAAGAGUACAUUGUGUGUGACGUGGAAGUCUAAUGCCAAGGCAUGGGUCACAAGUCACAUUUUCAUUGAGUGGGUCAAUGAAGAGUUUGGUCCCGGGGUUAAGAAAUACCUCCUAGAAAAUAAUUUACCUCUCAAGUGCCUCCUAGUGAUGGAUGAUGCUCCUGCUCAUCCUGCAGGCUUGGAAGACCAAUUGUUGGAAGAGUUUAGCUUCAUCACAGUGAUGUUCUUGCCCCCUAAUACCGCUCCCCUCAUCCAGCCCAUGGACCAGCAGGUCAUUUCAAACUUCAAAAAACUCUACUCCAAAGCACUGUUUCAAAGGUGCUUUGAAGUGACAUCAGACACUGAAUUGACUUUAAGAGAAUUCUGGAGCAAUCACUUCAAUAUCCUCAACUGCAUAAGCCUAAUAGAUAAGGCUUGGCAGGGAGUGACUUCAAGAAGCAUAAACUCAGCUUGGAGAAAAUUGUGGCCAGAAUGCGUCAAGAAGGAAUUUGAAGGGUGUGAGGCAGACCCUGAUAACCGUACACCUAUUGUGGAGUGUAUCGUGUCCUUGGGGAAGUCCUUAGGGUUGGAUGUGAGUGGCCAGGACGUGGAAGAGUUGGUGAACGACCACAGUGAAGAGCUAACCACUGAAGAGCUGCAAGAACUUCAAGUGGAACAGCAACAGACGGCGGCAGAGGACAUUGCUUCAGAUGAGGAGGAGGAGAGAGGGGAGAACGUGCCUUCUUCACUGAUUAAGGACAUGUGUGCCAAGUGGAGCGAGGUGCAACGUUUUGUGGAGAAACAUCACCCUAACAAAGCUGUUGCAAGCCGUCUCUGCAACAUGUUCAAUGACAGUGCCUUGUCCCAUUUUCGGCAAAUCUUAAAGAGACGCCACAAACACAACUGUCUAGAUAGUUCAUUGCCACAGGGGUCCGGUAACAGUAAAAGACAAAAGAGGGAAGUCACCCCGAAUAGGGCUUUAAAAUCUGAAGUCCUUAUGGAGGGGGAGUUCCCCUCCAUACAAUAACCUCCUUCCUCUAUCCCCGUCCCCUCCCUUCCAUCCACUCCCUUCUCCCUCACCACUCACCAUAUUUGCCAACAAUAGUCUUCAAAAAGCUGCUCCAUGCUGAUGUUGUUUCCACCACACACUACAAUGACCACUGGUCCUAGCUGCUGCUCCAGCUUGCCGUCAUUCUGCAGCCUUUUGAUGACACCACUGUACACAGCAGCGAGUGCAGCACCACAGGCGGGCUCCACCAGAACCUUCUCAUCAUCUGCGCAUGGAGGAGACACCCAUACGAGCUUAAGAGUCUGUGCAGAGACCCUUGUCAGGCCAAGUGUGGUGGCAACACUGGAGAGUGAAAAUUUUAGCCACAAAAUAACCACAUGGGAGCUUAUUGUGGAAACGGCUGUGCACCUGGUGAUAGCGGGUAAGGUGACAAGCUCCCCUGCCUUCAUGGUUGCACUGAGGCUAUGAGCUCCUAUGGUUUCCAUGGCGAUGAUGGGCACAUCAGCCCAACUGGCACGCCGUAACCCCUCAACCACCCCGUUCAGCAGUCCUCCACCUCCCACUGACAGCACGAUGGCCCCUGGCUUCUCAUUCAUGUCUUGCUCCAGCUCCUUCACCAGAGAUGUGUGGCCCUCCCUGCAAGCACGGACGCCGUCAUUGUCACUUGACCUUGGCUACUUACUGCAAGCAUCUACUGAAACACUCAUACAACAGUUGUACCAAAGCACAUCAUAUAUACCUGCUGGUGCUGUGGGCUCUGCAAAGGAGGCCCACUUGUGGACCAAUCAGAAUUUGGCAUUGUGCUCCCAGGCCAUGCCCCCAGGGGCCUCCAUGACAAGCCCAACUGUGGAUGAAUGAACAUCCUCUGAAUUUGUUUCUUCUCCAAAACAAACAAUUCAGUGAUAGGUUGAGUCACCAUGGGUUCAAAGGAACAGUCCACCCCGCCAAAAUCAUAACGGCGUCCCCCAGUCUGCAACUUCAAUGAACAAGGAAGUAGCCCGCAACUAAACAGAGUUGGACAAACACACAAACAUUUUUCAAUGUAGCGUACAUGAAUACAUAACCUAAUGUUAAAUGAAUACUGAAAGUGUCAUUGAAAAAUAAGCAUUCAUAUCUCGGUAAAGACAGAAUUUUUGAUACUAUCAUUUGUUAUGUGAACUGUGCUGCACCGACAACAAUCUGAAGCGAUGACCGCAGGACUUUCUGAAUUUCUUUCUUUGACCUGAUAGUUCAGGGGUCACCAACUCGGUGCCUGCAGGCACCAGGUCGCCCCUAAGGACCACAUGAGUGGCCAGCUAGCCUGUUCUAAAAAUAGCUCGGAUAGCACCACUCACCAGUGAGCUGCAUAACAUUUUUUGGGGUUGCUUUUCUUGUUUAAGUCACACUUACUGUACAUGUAAACUGUAAAUGACAAUAUGUAUUAAAAACACUUUAAAAAUUGGUAAUAUAAAUGAACUCUGACCUGGUAUAGUUCAAAGGUCGGUAUUGUGCGCGUGACCAAAACGUAGCGUUUGUGGAGAUCAUACAAACCGGUGGAAACAAGCUAGCGGGCGCAGCGAAAAUGAGAUGACAGACCGCCCAAAAUGAUUUCAGAAAAAAGAAAGAAAACAACUUUCACGAUGAAGGGGAGUUUUUGGUUGCCACUGUAAAAAGGAGCCCGCGUGUGUCUCAUUUGCGGGGCAACUGUGGUGACGGCAAAGCGGCACAGUGUCUCACACAACCAACCAUGCUAACUACCCACAGGGCAGCGCACUACGAGCUGAAAGAAGACCGCACAUAGGUGAAUAUCAUUAAUUAUUAACAUAGUUAAAGGUAAAAUGAGCAACUGGCUAUUUCAUAAGUGUGUAUCUAACUGGUAGCCCUUCGCAUAAAUCAGUACCUAAGAAGUAGCUCUCUAUUUCUUAAAGGUUGGUGAUGCCUGCGCUAGUCAAAACAACUGAGUGAUCCAAAGCACAAGAUCUGUCAAGGCUUCUCCUGCAAUGGUUAAUCUUGCAGCGCCCCCAGGUGGUACAACACUACACUAACAUACAAGAGGCACGACAACACGGCUCUCUCAAAUUUGCUAACAUGUGAGAAAUGUUUGUGAUCCAGCUUUGCAAGCAGAUCAAACUACCACAUGCAAUCUUUCAGUGGUAUGUCGAUAGUUGAGGUUGAGUCAGUUUUGCCAAAAUAAUACAGUAACACAAAACACAUGCAGUUUUGUCUUUGUAGCUCCUGUCUCAACAGCCUGUCUUGAAACUGAUGACAAUGUUCUACCAUAAUUGCUGUGCACAAUAAACAUUUGUUAGACCUAAUUUUCACAUUGCUCUGAAGCUUGAUUUUACUCGGCAAAAAGAAUAUGUUUUUACAUUGUCGCACAAAACAAUGUGACACAUUAUUG